This is a messenger RNA of Elaeis guineensis (African oil palm), 1920 nucleotides long. Its product is annotated as probable mitochondrial-processing peptidase subunit beta, mitochondrial. Gene Ontology annotation, cellular component: mitochondrion. Gene Ontology annotation, biological process: proteolysis. Gene Ontology annotation, molecular function: metal ion binding; metalloendopeptidase activity. NCBI's taxonomy places the organism in Eukaryota, Viridiplantae, Streptophyta, Magnoliopsida, Arecales, Arecaceae. The record is from RefSeq and is a predicted model, not a curated record.
UUCCCUUCUCUCCUGUCAUUUUAACUCGCGGCGGCUUCAUCACUUCUUCUGCUCCGUCCCCUCUCCUCCAAACCCUAACCCCAAAUUCCAUCCACAACUCGAGCAAAAAUGGCGAUCCGGAAGCUCCUCACGCUUGGCCGCCGCCGCCUUCCCCUCGUUCACCUCUCACGAUCCGCCUCUACUGUCCCCGCCGCCGCGGGCACCCCCUCCGCCGCCGUCCCGUCCACCAGCGGGCCCCCCGUCAUGCACUACGACCUCCUCGUCCGCGCCGUCAGCGCCAAGAUCCAGCGCGUCGACAAUCCUGACCCCCGCUUCCUUCGCUACUCCUCUCCCCAUCCCGCCCUCGCUGACCACACCCCGAUCCUCGUCGCCCCGGAGACCCGCGUCACCACCCUCCCCAAUGGUCUCCGCGUCGCUACAGAGUCCACCCUUGCUUCCCGCACUGCCACUGUCGGCGUCUGGAUCGACGCUGGCAGCCGCUUCGAGACCGACGAGACCAACGGCACGGCCCACUUCCUCGAGCACAUGAUCUUCAAGGGUACCGCCGAUCGGACGGUGAGGCAGCUCGAGGAGGAGAUCGAGAACAUGGGGGGCCAUCUCAACGCCUACACCUCCAGAGAGCAGACCACCUACUACGCCAAGGUGAUGGACCAGGACGUUCCCAAGGCGCUCGAGAUCCUCGCCGACAUUCUCCAGAACUCGUGUUUUGACGAAAACCGGAUCAAUCGGGAGCGCGAUGUUAUCCUUCGUGAGAUGGAAGAGGUGGAGGGUCAAACUGAAGAAGUUAUCUUUGACCAUCUGCAUGCAACAGCUUUCCAAUAUACUCCGUUGGGCAGAACAAUCCUUGGACCUGCUCAAAAUAUAAAGACAAUCACAAAAGAACACCUUAAGAACUACAUUUCAACUCACUAUACAGCUCCUAGAAUGGUCAUCUCUGCUGCUGGUGCUGUCAAGCAUGAAGAUAUAGUUGAGCAGGUGAAGAAGCUGUUCACAAAGCUUUCAGCUGACCCUACAACAGCAUCUCAGCUGGUUGCGAAUGAACCAGCUGCUUUUACUGGUUCUGAGGUUAGAAUUAUAGAUGAUGAUCUUCCACUUGCACAAUUUGCGGUUGCUUUCAGUGGAGCAUCCUGGACAGAUCCUGAUUCUAUUGCUUUGAUGGUCAUGCAAUCCAUGCUAGGUUCUUGGAACAAAAGUGCUGGAGGUGGAAAGCACAUGGGCUCAGAGCUUGCACAAAGGGUUGCAAUUAGUGAAAUAGCUGAGAGCAUGAUGGCUUUCAAUACCAACUAUAAAGAUACCGGUCUGUUUGGUGUUUAUGCAGUUGCCAAGCCUGAUUGCUUGGAUGACUUGGCUUUUGCGAUUAUGUAUGAAAUAAGCAAGAUGUCUUACCGUGUUUCAGAAGCUGAUGUUACUCGUGCUCGUAAUCAGCUGAAAUCUUCUGUUCAACUUCACAUUGAUGGUACUAGCCCUGUUGCUGAGGACAUUGGUCGUCAGCUGCUUACAUAUGGCCGAAGAAUACCAGUUGCUGAGCUUUUUGCAAGGAUUGAUGCAGUUGAUGCAAGCACUGUGAAGCGUGUUGCAAACCGCUUCAUAUUUGAUCAGGAUGUUGCAAUUGCUGCCAUGGGACCCAUCCAGCGCCUUCCUGAUUACAACUGGUUCAGGCGCCGGACCUACAUGCUCCGAUACUAAAUUUAAUGUAGUUCUUAUUGUUUCUGUUAUAUAUUGAAAAUUUCUUAAUGGGGGCUUCGGCUGCAGGCCAUGUUCGUCUUAAGGCUUUUGGUGGCCGGAAUUUUUGUCCUCAGUUUCCUUAAAUUUAUGUCUUAAAUUUAUUUUUGUGUUGUAACAUCUCAGUUCCUGUCAAUUAAUAAGCAUCCAACUACAUGGCUACGCUUUUUUGGUCAAAGUUACCACAUUCUGCUUGCA